This is a messenger RNA of Xylaria bambusicola, 2607 nucleotides long. RefSeq lists its product as uncharacterized. Gene Ontology annotation, cellular component: nucleus. Lineage: Eukaryota; Fungi; Ascomycota; Sordariomycetes; Xylariales; Xylariaceae. The transcript has 4 exons. Gene Ontology annotation, molecular function: RNA binding; metal ion binding. The coding region runs from base 169 to 2346 and encodes 725 amino acids. Gene Ontology annotation, biological process: negative regulation of DNA-templated transcription. The record is from RefSeq and is a predicted model, not a curated record.
GUUCGCCGUCUUCUUGAUCUUGCGCCUUUGCGUACAUCUCCUCACGUUUUCUCUCGUUGCUUUCGCUUUAAAUUGCAGCCAUACGCAGCUUUACUCUUCAAGCCUUAAUCUUUCUCCCUCUCUUCAUUCGCUCGGCCGCCGCCCAUCCGGAACAGGGUCAUCAUCACCAUGAUCUCGGACGAGACAUAUGACCUGUGCCUCCCCAUACUUCAAGAUCCAAAUAUCGAGGAUGAAGACAAGACAGACAAACUUGAGGACCUUCUCAAGAGAGAAACAUCUCUAACCGGCUCAUCCUUAGAAAAUGCGAUACUCGAUGUGUUAUGGCGGCACCGUGACUCUGGUGGUAGCGCAACCUCACCGCCCCCAAUCCGGCAAACCAUCCUCCGCCGUCCAUCGCCAGCCUCGUGGCGAGGCUCUUCGACUCCUGCAUCUGGGUCGCCUCGUUUAGGCGUGAGCCCGCUAGCGCCUCCAGGCUUCAUACCCACCAGUCUCAGUAGAACAAAGUCCUCCACUGUCUCCCCGUUUUCAUCACCGCGACCCUCCCCGCGUCUCGCGUUUGCCGCGCCUGUGAUCCCUCACAGCCCAAAUCUUAAUGCCUACGAGUUUGCAAGCGACACGACUCCUGCACAGGAAAUAUAUGGUGAAUUCCAGACCGAAAAUGUCGAUUGGCUCGUCAGCGACGAUGCGCUUAGUAUAUCGUCAUCAGUGGGAAAUGCGAGCGGCCUAAAUGCGGCUGCGCCGGAGUACAUCUCGGCGCAGCAGUCGGAUAUGACUCCCUAUGAUAUGCUUCGUUCUAUCCUGGGCCAAUCCAAGACAGAUGAGGAAAUUGAAACUGCCCUCGCAUUGCAUGGCUACGAUCUUAGUGCAACUAUCACGGCUAUGAUGGAAUCCCAGGGUUCGGAUUCCAACGAUAUUGCGGCACUUUCCCCUGAGUCGAAGGCUUUACUCAUUGGUAAGUCUACUACGCCCGACAUCAGACCGGGUACACCGUCCAUACAGCAGAAAACUGGUAUCAUUUGCAAGUUUUAUCUGUCUACCGGUCAAUGUUUGAGGGCCGAUUGUCGAUUUAGCCAUGAUUUAAGCAACCACAUCUGCAAGUAUUGGAUCAUGGGAAACUGCUUGGCAGGGGACACCUGCAUUUUCUCUCAUGAUCCAGCUCACUUGAUAAACCGACUCAAUGUAGAUGGCACUAGCACCCCGCCUCCAAAGUCCCAGAACCUUCAGGUUCAAGAUCACAACGCGUUUCCAGCAUUGCGCCCAGCCACCCCAGAGUUAAAUCCUUAUGCUCCUAGCUUCAAUUACACUGGCGCUACCCUCACUCCGCCACCAGGUUUGAAGCCUGUACAUGCCUUUGCAGCCAAUGAUGGUGGUCGUUCGCGUUCUCGUCCAGGAAGCCGCCCUCAAACCAAGGACGGCACCACCGCCCCAUCGAUGGAUGAUAACGACGCCUUCCCUUCUCUUAGCUCUGCCUCCGCUAAACCUAGCAAAAAACAUCAUGGAAAACGCGGUGGUCAUGGUCAUGGGCACAAGGAAAAUUAUACCCCUAGCUCCUUGGCUGAUAUCGUGAAAAUGUCACCUUCACCGAGUCCCAGUCCAAACAGACUAGAUGCCAAAAAAAUCGGCCGAAAUGGGAGCUCGACGAAUUUAAAGAAUGGAGAGAACAGUGCUGCUGCCCAGGCCAUUCCCAUGCCUAAACAAAUCCCUUGGCUAGAGACUGGAGACAAAGCGAAUAAAGCGUAUUUAAAGUCUCGUCAAGAGGCCAUCAAGCAUGGUGGCUUGCGGAACAAGUUUCUCCAGAGUGCUGCGCAAGCAUGGAAUCGCAACGACGCACGGGCAGCCAAGGCGCUCAGUCUUCGGGGCCAAAGUGAAAAUGAUCUUAUGCGAAAGGCACAUCGAGAUGCUGCGCGUGAAUUGUAUGAAGCCCGAAACAAAGGGAACACGUCAAGCUCAGAGAUAUACGUAGACCUCCAUGGUUUACAUCCCGACGAAGCAGUUGAGUACCUAGAGACGGUUCUGCUCGACAACAGCAAGGAGAGCAAACCUGUCUACGCUAUUACGGGAACAGGGCACCACAGUAAGAACGGCAAAGACAAGGUUGGCAAGGCAAUUAGAAACUUCCUCAACGAAUGGAGGUAUGCCUACCGUGAGUUUUCAGUGCCCGGCGACCGUAACAGCAUGGGAGGGAUACUUGGCAUUGAUGCAAGAAGUUGGGAUAAGUCAUUAGCAAGGGACGAGCAGAAGGAACUAACUGAUGCUAAAGAGGAGGUGGACAUACUCAGCCAAGGAGUAGAGAUUGGGGAUGGCAAAGUGAGAUUACUUGUACGUGAUCCUCCAAAGGGUUCCUAAGUGAGUUCUUGUGUGGGAAAAGAGUUUCUCCAAUAAUAAGAAAUUUCUAGAAUUGGAUAGUUCGCAGCUACAGCCCACAGCUCGCCCACGAUGAGUUCAUCAAGCUGGUUCUGUAAGCAGUAAGCCAUCGUCUGGUAGUUAUCUGCCUGUCCGGUAUGUAUCCUGCAGGCUCUUAUAGUACCUGGCAUCUAGGCUGGAUCCAUAAGCUUCGGUAGGUGAUUCAAAUCUGUUUCAAAAACCUAGGUAGUACCUAUGAUACAA